UGUGUAGCUGACACGUCCCAGGGGUGCAGGGGGUGAAAGUUUCCGGGUGCGGCGUCGAGGGCGCGGCCGUCGCGGCUGCGGAAAAGUCACUCGGGCAGCUGCUGCUUUUGCUCGCUCGCAUCUUCAGAUGGCAAGCUGGAGCUGCAGCAUCCGGCCGGGAUGACCGUCCGCUCCAAGAGGAUCUAAAAUGCUUUGUCUUCUUUCGAUUGUUUUCUUCUUUGCGGUUGGUGGGCAACUGGUUUUAAGCCUUCCAGAUGUCAUCAGAAUCGGAGGACUUUUCCACCCGGCCGAUGAUCGACAGGAGGUGGCUUUCAAGUAUGCCGUUGAUAGGAUCAACGCUGACCGGACGAUUCUGCCGCGCUCGAGACUGACAGCGCAAAUCGAGCGGAUAUCACCGCAAGACAGCUUCCACGCUUCCAAGAGGGUGUGCCACCUGCUGAAGACUGGGGUCGCGGCCAUCUUCGGCCCACAGUCGCCCCAAACCGCCAGCCAUGUGCAGAGCAUUUGCGACACCAUGGAAAUCCCGCACUUGGAGACCCGUUGGGACUUCCGAUUGCGCCGCGAAAGCUGCCUCGUCAAUCUCUAUCCGCAUCCCAGAGCCAUUUCCAAGGCGUACGUGGAUUUGGUCAAAGCGUGGGGUUGGAAGUCGUUCACCAUCAUUUACGAGACCAACGAGGGUCUGGUGCGUCUGCAGGAGCUGCUCAAGGCGCACGGGCCGUCCGAGUUUCCAAUUGCGGUGAGACAACUUGGAGAAGGUCCCGAUUACAGGCCGCUUCUGAAGCAAAUAAAAAAUUCAGCAGAAUCUCACAUUGUGCUCGACUGCUCUACCGAGAAAAUCUAUGAUGUGCUGAAACAAGCACAGCAAAUCGGCAUGAUGAGCGACUACCACAGCUACCUCAUCACCUCACUGGAUUUGCACACCGUGGACCUGGAAGAGUUCAAAUACGGCGGCACCAACAUCACCGCCUUUCGGCUGGUGGACCCCGAGCGUGCCGACGUGAUAAAGGUGAUGAAAGAUUGGGCUUACGGCAGCGAGUCUCGUUUCGGCCGUAAGCCGGAUGGGGCCCAACUCACGCGGAAGGAUAAUUCCACCUUUGUAAAGACUGAAACAGCUCUAAUGUACGACGCGGUGCACUUGUUUGCCAAGGCACUCCACGACCUAGACUCGUCCCAGCGCAUCGACAUCAAGCCACUGAACUGCGACGCGGCCGACACUUGGCCCCACGGCUACAGCUUGAUCAACUACAUGAAAGUUGUUGAAAUGCGAGGCCUAACCGGAGUCAUCAAAUUCGACAACCAAGGAUUCCGGUCGAGUUUCGUACUGGACAUAGUCGAGCUAGGCAGAGAAGGUUUGAAACAAAUCGGCACCUGGAAUUCCACUCAGGGCGUCAACUUUACGCGCACCUUUGGCGAGACCUACACUCAAAUUGUGGAAUCUCUGCACAACAAAACCCUGGUCGUCACUCUGAUUUUGAGCUCACCGUAUUGUAUGCGGAAAGAUUCGAGUGAGCAGCUCUCAGGCAACGACCAGUUCGAAGGCUACGCAAUCGACCUGAUCGAGGAGAUUUCCAAAAUCCUCGGCUUCAAUUACACAUUCAAACUGGUGCCUGACGGCAGAUACGGGUCCCUGAAUCGCGAGACGAAAGAGUGGGACGGAAUGAUGAGAGAACUGCUGGACCAAAGAGCUGACCUGGCCAUCGCUGACCUCACCAUCACAUACGACCGCGAACAGGCCGUCGACUUCACCAUGCCCUUCAUGAAUCUCGGUAUCAGCAUUUUGUACCGGAAGCCAAUCAAGCAGCCGCCAAAUCUGUUCUCCUUUUUGUCUCCACUUUCCCUGGACGUUUGGAUUUACAUGGCCACAGCAUACCUGGGCGUCUCCGUUCUGCUUUUCAUUCUCGCCAGAUUCACGCCAUACGAAUGGCAAAAUCCACACCCCUGUAAUCCAUCACCCGAUCAUUUAGAAAAUCAAUUCACAUUACUAAAUUGCCUGUGGUUUGCCAUUGGAUCCCUGAUGCAGCAGGGCUGCGAUUUCUUGCCCAAGGCCGUUUCCACUCGGAUGGUCGCCGGAAUGUGGUGGUUCUUUACCCUCAUAAUGAUUUCCUCGUACACUGCCAAUUUGGCCGCUUUCUUAACCGUCGAGCGCAUGGACUCGCCCAUCGAGUCUGCAGAAGACUUGGCCAAGCAGACCAAAAUCAAGUACGGCGCCCUCAGGGGAGGAUCAACUGCCGCUUUCUUCAGGGAUUCAAACUUCUCCACCUAUCAACGAAUGUGGUCAUUCAUGGAAUCAGCCCGGCCUUCGGUUUUUGCCACAUCCAACACCGAAGGAGUUGACCGCGUCGUUCGAGGCAAAGGGAGCUACGCUUUUCUCAUGGAGUCGACAUCAAUUGAAUACGUCAUUGAGAGGAAUUGCGAGCUGACCCAAGUGGGAGGACUUCUUGACUCGAAAGGCUACGGAAUUGCCAUGCCACCAAAUUCCCCGUACAGAACAGCAAUCAGCGGUGCAGUUUUGAAAUUGCAAGAGGAAGGAAAAUUGCAUAUUCUGAAGACGAGAUGGUGGAAGGAAAAGAGAGGUGGCGGCUCCUGCAGGGAUGACACUUCAAAGAGCAGCAGCGCGGCAAAUGAGCUGGGCCUGGCAAACGUGGGCGGCGUGUUCGUGGUGCUGCUGGGCGGCAUGGGGGUCGCGUGCGUGAUAGCGGUGGCGGAGUUUGUGUGGAAGUCGCGCAAGGUGGCCGUCGAGGAGCGGCCUUCUUCCCUGUGUGCUGAGAUGGCAUACGAGUUGCGGCAUGCAAUCAAUUGUAGUGGCUCGACGAGGCCAGUCACCCGGAGGCGGCACUCGCGCCCCCAGCCGCCGCCCCCGCCCGGAGGCCUGCCGCUGGAGGUGGACGUUUGCGGCCAGCACUUCAUCCCCCUCAGCCCCUACUCGCAACACGGCUAUGUGUCCAGCAACCAAAUCAAGGACCCUCUCGUUUAAAAAUUAUCAUUUUGCUUUAUAAAAAAAAAAUUGCCAAUUAACAAAAAAUUAAAAAAAAAACAUAUAUUCCGCAAACAGUGUAAAAAUUUGUGUAGAAUGUUUAGUACAAGUUUAGCGUGGUCUCAGUUGCGGUAUUUCGCGAAUCGGAGGCUUAUUUUACCGCGGCCUGGCUGCUUCUUUGGAUAAAAAUGGGCUCUGAGACCAACCUGAGCAACUCAGUCAGAUUUUUGCUUAAAUUAUUAAUUCUCGCCGGAUUCUGUUGUGUUUCCGGCGCAGAUUUUUAAUAGGGGAAAUUUUAACAAAAAUAUAAAGAAUAAUAUUAUAAAAAGAAAAAUGCCUGUUGGCAAGGUGCGGCGUCUGAGACUUUGGAGCAUUAAUUAAGUUUAAAGAGAUCGUUUUCACAAACUGUUUACCACACGUUCUAGUCCCUUUGGUGUUCAGCACAUCAAUAAUUCAUCAAAUGGAGAAAUUGUUUAUCUGGUUUCAAAAUUCAAACUGAUGUGUUUCGUUGUUUCUAUCUUUGAUGUACGGAAUAAGAGAACUGAAUGAACACAAAUUCUAAAAAAAUUAAGCGUAUUAGAAUUUUACCACUAUAAAGCAUAAUCAAGAAUAUUUAAUUUGAAAAUGAAGAGUAAGAAAAUGCCAAUUAAAUUUUUUAAAGAGAAAAUGUAACAUUUUAAUUUUGUCAACAAGAGCACAUUUGGAU
Neocloeon triangulifer is the source of this 3680-nucleotide messenger RNA. It is a transcript of the gene KaiR1D, whose product is annotated as glutamate receptor ionotropic, kainate 2. The coding region runs from base 188 to 2974 and encodes 928 amino acids. NCBI's taxonomy places the organism in Eukaryota, Metazoa, Arthropoda, Insecta, Ephemeroptera, Baetidae. Gene Ontology annotation, cellular component: postsynaptic membrane; plasma membrane. The record is from RefSeq and is a predicted model, not a curated record. Gene Ontology annotation, molecular function: transmitter-gated monoatomic ion channel activity involved in regulation of postsynaptic membrane potential; glutamate-gated receptor activity. Gene Ontology annotation, biological process: synaptic transmission, glutamatergic; modulation of chemical synaptic transmission; monoatomic ion transport. The transcript has 18 exons.